AUUCCUCUUCGAACCGCUAUUCAACCCUCGAAAACGUUAUCAACGUAUUAUCCAUUUUCAUCAUUUAUUGAUAUAUGUACCUUCGACUCUUUGAUAUUGACGGAAAAGAAGAAGAUCCUUAUGAUACAAGAGGAAGACCAUAUUGGAAGACGAUGA
Messenger RNA from Funneliformis caledonium, 156 nucleotides. Lineage: Eukaryota; Fungi; Glomeromycota; Glomeromycetes; Glomerales; Glomeraceae. The record is from the annotation of a GenBank genome assembly.